UUGAUCCCUCUGUUUUUGAUCAUUGGAUCUGGAGGCGUUGGUGCAGCCUUGUACCUCAUGCGUUUGGCAGUGUUCAACCCUGAUGUCUGCUGGGACAAGAAGAAUAAUCCAGAACCUUGGAACAAACUGUCUCCCAGCGACCAGUACAAGUUCUACUCGGUUAACGUAGACUACAACAGACUGAAAAAGGACCGUCCCGACUUCUGAACAACACGCUCGUCUCCAUGAGCUGCACAGAAAGGUCUUCCAGAAGCCGUCCGCACACUUGUCAUGCUUAAUCAUCCAGGAAAUCGCCAACCUCGCCUCACGCUGCACUCGGUCGUGGGUUUGAAAGUGUUUUGAUGAGGCUUAAUAAAAGUCUGAAACGUGAAGCGUCUGCUCGUUAC
Molecule: messenger RNA, 386 nt
Organism: Leptosomus discolor (cuckoo roller)
Lineage: Eukaryota; Metazoa; Chordata; Aves; Leptosomiformes; Leptosomidae
Source: RefSeq, a predicted model, not a curated record